UGCGCGUGAACGUUCACGUCAGGAGAGCUGACGCGCAGCUUGGAUGAAACUUGUCCGGACGAAACUUUAACAUUCAUUGCGCAAUGUCCGUCACAUGAACUACGACCUUUUAUUUAUUUAUUUUCGGUGGAGAGGGCGACGGGUUCAGUAUUUCCAUGUCCGCAGCUCUGCUAAUGUCUGACGACGGGGAAGAAAGCGAUGGCAGAGAGAAGAGCCUUCGGUCCGAGUCUCCCUCUCCGCCUUUGUGUCUUCCCCAGGGAUCACCUUCCUGUCGACGGCCCCUGGACCUCUUCUCCUCAACCUCUCCGCUUCUGGAGGACCCGGAUCCCUCGUACCUGGCCUCACCGGGCUGUCUCCGCUCAUCCUCGGAGAACCGAGACCCCGACGAUUCCCCUCACCUCACGCCGCCAAAGUUCCACAAAUGUAGCAGGGACUCUCCGCACCAGUACACGCACCUCGACGUGGUGUGCGAACACUACGACGAGCCGCUGCCCCCCUGGAAAGGACGCGGCUCCGGGAACGACGGGAGCCUUCAGCACCGUGGACAGCGCGCUGACCAAUGCGUCCCGGAGCCUCCAGACUGUGGCAACCACCACGCCAAAGAGCAUAUGAACCCCGAAGUGAACUCCGACUCCCGGCAUUCGCUGGAAACUAUGCAUCGUCGGCACACCACACUGAGGGAGAAGGGGCGUCGCCAGGCAGUCCGCGGCCCAGCCUACAUGUUCAAUGAGCGUGGUUCAGCUCUCACUGCAGAAGAGGAGCGUUUUUUAGAUGCUGCCGAGUACGGGAAUAUUCCGGUAGUGCGUAAAAUGCUGGAAGACUCCAAAACCCUCAACUAUAAUUGUGUGGACUACAUGGGUCAGAAUGCGUUGCAACUGGCUGUAGGAAAUGAGCAUCUUGAGGUAACUGAGCUGCUCCUGAAGAAGGACGGCUUGGCUCGGAUCGGAGACGGCCUCCUUCUGGCUAUUUCCAAGGGUUACGUUCGCAUCGUCGAAGCCAUCCUCGGCCACCCUGCCUUUGGCGGGGGUCUCCGCCUGGCUUUGAGUCCUCUGGAGCAGGAGAUGCGCGAUGAUGACUUCUACGCUUACGAUGAGGAUGGAACACGUUUCUCACAUGACGUCACACCCAUCAUCCUGGCUGCUCACUGCCAAGAGUAUGAGAUAGUUCACAUUCUCUUAACCAAAGGGGCUCGCAUAGAGAGGCCUCACGACUACUUCUGCAAGUGCUUAGAGUGUGUGGAGAAACAGAAAAAAGACUCGUUCAGUCAUUCACGCUCAAGGAUGAAUGCAUACAAGGGCCUGGCCAGUGCAGCUUACCUGUCACUCAGCAGCGAAGACCCAGUGUUGACUGCCCUGGAGCUCAGCAACGAACUCGCCAGACUGGCCAACAUUGAGACAGAGUUCAAGAAUGACUACCGUAAGCUGUCCAUGCAAUGUAAAGACUUUGUGGUGGGAGUGUUGGACCUGUGUCGGAACACCGAAGAGGUGGAAGCCAUCGUGAACGGCGAUGUUGACCUGUGCCCGCCGAGCCCCUACAACCGACCCUGCCUCAGCCGUGUCAAACUGGCCAUCAAGUAUGAAGUGAAGAAGUUUGUCGCCCAUCCGAACUGCCAACAACAGCUACUGACCAUUUGGUAUGAGAACCUUCCUGGUCUUAGGCAGCAGUCGAUUGGCGUUAAAUGCUGGACCGUGCUGGGGGUCACCGUUGGCCUGCCACUCUUGGCUGUUGCCUACUGGAUCAUGCCAUGUAGCAAGUUAGGUCAAACCUUAAGGAGCCCAUUUAUGAAAUUUGUGGCUCAUGCGGUCUCCUUCACCAUCUUCCUGGGUCUACUGGUGGUCAACGCCUCCGACCGCUUUGAGGGCGUCAAGAACCUCCCAAAUGAGACCAUUACGGACCACCCGCGGCAGGUGUUCAGAGUCAAGACCACACAAUUUUCCUGGACAGAGAUGUUGAUCAUGAAGUGGGUGUUGGGUAUGAUUUGGUCCGAGUGCAAAGAGAUCUGGUGCGAUGGACCCCGAGAGUACAUCAUGCACCUGUGGAACCUUCUAGACUUUGGCAUGCUUUCCAUCUUUGUGGCGUCCUUCACGGCACGAUUCAUGGCGUUCCUGAAGGCAUCCAAAGCCCAGGAGUACGUGGACUUGCAUGUGCCAGAUGAUGACCUCAGCAAUGCCUCGCUGCCUGAUGAGGUGGCCUACUUUACAUUUGCCAGGAACAAGUGGCGCCCAUCAGACCCCCAGAUCAUCUCUGAGGGUCUGUACGCCAUCGCGGUUGUGCUGAGCUUCUCGCGCAUCGCCUACAUCCUUCCAGCUAACGAGAGCUUCGGCCCACUGCAGAUCUCGCUGGGCCGUACGGUCAAAGACAUCUUCAAGUUCAUGGUCAUCUUCAUCAUGGUGUUUGUGGCCUUCAUGAUUGGCAUGUUUAACCUGUACUCUUACUACCUGGGAGCCAAAUAUAAUCCAGCCUUCACCACAGUGGAGGAGAGUUUUAAGACUCUUUUCUGGUCCAUCUUCGGGCUGUCGGAAGUGAUCUCAGUAGUGCUGAAGUAUGACCAUAAGUUCAUAGAGAACAUUGGUUACGUGCUGUACGGGGUCUACAACGUCACCAUGGUGGUCGUCCUUCUCAAUAUGCUCAUUGCCAUGAUCAACAACUCGUACCAGGAGAUUGAGGAGGACGCUGACGUGGAGUGGAAGUUUGCUCGUGCCAAGCUGUGGCUCUCCUACUUCGACGAGGGUCGCACUUUGCCUGCCCCCUUUAACCUGGUCCCCAGCCCUAAGUCCUUCUACUACCUGGUCUUGCGCAUCAAGUCAGGCUUGUUAGGAAUCUGCAAGGUGGGCAAACACCAGCACGGCAAUGAGUUGGAGCUUGGUAUGCUCAACUCUCAGGGAAAGCAGGGUGAACACUUCAGGUCUUACCGUCCUGCAGGAGAAGAAUUCCAGAAUUUGUCCAGAAAUUCUAGAAAACAUCCAACCAGAUAUGAGAAGAUCAUGAAGCGACUCAUUAAGCGUUAUGUGCUCAAGGCCCAAGUGGAUAGAGAGAGUGAUGAAGUCAACGAAGGUGAGCUGAAGGAAAUCAAGCAGGACAUUUCCAGCCUUCGUUAUGAGCUGCUAGAGGAGAAGUCAGAGGCUGCCGGGGAGCUGUCCCUGCUUAUUCAGCAACUCAGUGAGAAAUUUGUGUCAAGUAAACUCGACCGGAGUGAAUGGUGUUGACAAUGCUAUUCUGAUUGAAAUAGAAGACUGCUUAGUAGAUGAAGAGGUGAAGAAGAAAAAAGCGCUGCCAUGAGAUAUGGACACAUGUCCAACCAGGAGACGAAGGCAUGGGGAAGAAAAAGAGGAAAGAAAUCUUUAUUCACACUGCACAGGCUUGCAUUUUCUCAUGACAGACGUGUCAAGAGACUACACAGCCCUUUAUACUCCAGGCAGUCUAAUUAAAUCUAUUGUGCAACUAGGGGAAAAGUGAUCAUCGAAAAAAAAAUAUGUUGAAUUGAUUAAAACUUUUCACUAAGAAACAUGACAUUACCUUUCAAACACAAUGAUCUGUUUCAAAACACAACUCCAUGUGAUGUGACAAAAAAAAAUAAGCUCUGUUAAGAUGGGUAUACACAUACUAACUUUUAAUAUCCAACCGAUUUUGAAAAUGUGAGAAACCCCACAUAUAAAAAAAAAAAAAACAAUGUGAUCUUACCGCCCGGACAGAUCACUAGACCAAGCUAUUCUCUCUGACUAAUCUUUACAGACAUCCAGGAAUCAGUCCUUGGAUGACUUUGAAAGAGAGGAGACAUUUUAGAAUUUGGCCGGUAUGUGUAAACCCCGCUUGACAUUGUUUUAAAAAAUGUGAUCAUGAAAUCCCCCCAUGGAGCCUUUUACCUCACGUGCCAGUAAGUGUAUGCAAACAGUACACUUUUAAUGGUCUUAAAGAUUGUGUUAGUUUGAUCAUUUGUAGCUAAAUUCCAAGUCUUCUUAACCUGCCUUAUACUUACGAUAUGAUGUUACUCGACAAUGGGCUUACUAUAAUUUUGCCCAUUGCUUUGAAAGACAUGGUUUAUUUAUCAUUUGUUUAAGAUGAAUUCUCUCUAAAACUUGACCAAAACCUUUUGGGGUUUUUGUCGACUCAAACUAACUCACACAAAGAAUUGACUUCAAUGUGACUAUGUUCAUCCAAAAAACUAAAAUCAAAACUAAAAUGGUGGCCAGAAAUAGUACUGCAGUUUGAGAGAUUAAAUUACAUCCAUGCAGACUUCCCCGUGACAGCAGUAUUCCAUUUAGUUCAACAACUGCUACGGAAACAUUCAAAAAGAGAUUCUCAUAAAAAAAAGAAUAAAUUAAUAGAUUAAUUGUUCAUUUUCCCCAUCAUUUAUUCGAUAGCAAAUCCCUGAUGUAAAAACACAAAAGCCAAUGAAAAACACUUGCAUGCAUACUAAAUUUACAGAGUUCUUGGACCUUUAAGUUUUAGAGUUGUGAGGGUCCAUGGUUUGAAAUUGUGUCAUUAAAUUGUGGUAGAGAAGCCACCCAAGCACACGGAGAACAAGCAAACUCCACUCUGAAAAAAUGAAGACUGAACUCAAGACCUUUUAUUUGUGCUGACCACUUACCCACUGUGCUGCCCACAUAUAAAAUAUAAUUUCUAUUGUGCCAAAUGUCACACUGCAAAUGUUAUCUUCUGGCACAUUUUGUAUAUGUAGCAAUUGCUCAUUUAUAUUUAAAAAAAAAAAAA
Syngnathus acus (greater pipefish) is the source of this 4710-nucleotide messenger RNA. RefSeq names its product short transient receptor potential channel 7-like. NCBI's taxonomy places the organism in Eukaryota, Metazoa, Chordata, Actinopteri, Syngnathiformes, Syngnathidae. Gene Ontology annotation, cellular component: cation channel complex; membrane. The record is from RefSeq and is a predicted model, not a curated record. Gene Ontology annotation, biological process: regulation of cytosolic calcium ion concentration; manganese ion transport; calcium ion transmembrane transport. Gene Ontology annotation, molecular function: protein binding; inositol 1,4,5 trisphosphate binding; store-operated calcium channel activity.